Heteronotia binoei (common prickly gecko) is the source of this 441-nucleotide messenger RNA. Its product is annotated as cadherin-22-like. The transcript has 3 exons. Gene Ontology annotation, cellular component: plasma membrane; catenin complex; adherens junction. The annotation marks the transcript as partial. NCBI's taxonomy places the organism in Eukaryota, Metazoa, Chordata, Lepidosauria, Squamata, Gekkonidae. Gene Ontology annotation, biological process: calcium-dependent cell-cell adhesion; homophilic cell-cell adhesion; cell-cell junction assembly. The record is from RefSeq and is a predicted model, not a curated record. Gene Ontology annotation, molecular function: cadherin binding; calcium ion binding.
CACCCCACUGCUUACCCUCCCUGGCAGCCUCUUCACGGCUCUCUUGUUCUCCUGGACCCAGGUAUGCCAUUGACCAGAGUUCUGACCUGGAGCACAUCUUCGACAUUGACCCAGAGAGGGGCACCAUUGUGACAGGCAAGCUACUGGACCGGGAGACGGCCGGCUGGCACAACAUCACCGUCUUGGCCAUGGAGGCAGACAACCCCGAGAAAGUGUCCCGAUUGUCCCUGCAGAUCCGCAUCCUGGAUGUGAACGACAACCCGCCCGAGCUGGCCACUCCCUACGAGGCUGCGGUGUGCGAGGACGCCAAGGCUGGAGAGCUCAUCCACACCAUCAGCGUGGUGGAUCGAGACGAGCCCCAGAGCGGGCACCACUUUUAUUUCACGCUGGCCCCGGAGGCCUCGGGCAGCAGCCGCCACUUCUCCCUCCUGGACAUCACGG